This is a messenger RNA of Acyrthosiphon pisum (pea aphid), 952 nucleotides long. RefSeq lists its product as uncharacterized. Gene Ontology annotation, cellular component: membrane. Gene Ontology annotation, molecular function: sodium channel activity. The transcript has 2 exons. Gene Ontology annotation, biological process: sodium ion transport. Lineage: Eukaryota; Metazoa; Arthropoda; Insecta; Hemiptera; Aphididae. The record is from RefSeq and is a predicted model, not a curated record. The coding region runs from base 114 to 593 and encodes 159 amino acids.
UCAGAUAUAUUGAUUUUUUUUCGAAUAAAAUUACGUAUGUUAAUACUGAAAGGUCGUAUUGGAAUUUAGAAGAUGGAUACUCAUUUUAUGCGAACCAACCAAAUCUCGUGGAUAUGAUUCCCUCUCGAACGAGUGGCGUUAGUUAUAACCAUCGUGUAAGAUUAAUGUUACACGCUUUAGAAGACGAUUUUUUAAGCUGUGCUUACCUGGGAGUUAAAGGUGGUAGUUUUUUGAUUACAUUUUCUAAUCCGGCAGAAUAUUGUACAGUCAGUCCUAGAGUAUAUGUUAUACCAGACACAUACACGAAAAUACAAAUCACUCCGUUCGUGAAAAAAAUUAAUUCGGAUUUAAUGUGGCGUUCACUGGAAAUCAGACAAUGUUAUUUACACAACGAAAGAAAGCUAUCCAUUUUUCAACAGUACACCGAGUUAAAUUGUAACCAUGAAUGUGAAAUAAACAAAACUAUAUCCAUGUGUGGCUGUAUAAUGAUCGAGGCAACUUGUAAUAAUUGUUUUAUUUUAAUUUAUACGCUAAAAUCAGUAGGUAUCUACCUUAUUACACGUAAUUUAAAUUUUGAGCAAACACUGGUUUAGUAAUAAUGUGGAUUUUUAAGUCAGUAUUAUUAGUUUGAGACGUCUUAACUUAUUUCUAGUAGAAGAGAUUUUCACUAAGUGCGAUAUUGACGCAUUAUUGGUUCUAUAAUCUAUAGUAAUCAAUCAAUUAUAAUUGUUAGCCACUUAAAAACUAUUAAAGUCAAAUAAUUCCAUGUGGUUACAAAAGUUAUAUGUCUUACUUUCUUCUUUAAGAAAAUUGUACCUAAUAUUAAAAUAAUACUUAAAUUGUUUCAUGCUUAAUUUUCAUUUUUAAAGCUUGCCCCAAGUUACACAAACUUAGUUGAACUUGGAACAAAAAAUUAAGUUUUUAAAAAAUUCCUCGCCGUUUUCUACAUAAU